GCUCCUCUCUGAACGAUGCUUCUGCAUUACCUGCUUGGAGCACCAGGUGGCUGGUUCUAUAUGGGGCCUUUCUCAGCUCGGUUGCAUCACUUCCUUUUGGCUUUCUUCUGUGAGAGCGUGGAAGGCGAGGCUGCUUCCUCGUCCCUGUUCCAGCCAGGAGGCUCCUGUGCAGACGCCCCGAAGAGCAUUCUUUGCACGCGUUUAAAAGGGCAGGAGGGAAGCGCCUUAGAGCCGCGAUCGACCUUUCCCCCCUCUUUUUUUCUUUUGCAAGGACUACCCCAGUCUCUCGUGGAGACCGACGGAAGCAUGGGAGUCACCUGUGUUUCCCAGAUGCCAGUGGCAGAGGGGAAGAGUGUCCAGCAAACAGUUGAAAUUUUAACAAGAAAGCUUGAGCUGCUUGGAGCAGAGAAGCAGGGAACCUUUUGUGUAGACUGUGAAACGUACCACACUGCACCCUCCACAAUGGGCAAUCAAGGGCAGGCUGCCAAGCUGAUGUACGUGAUGCACAAUUCCGAAUAUCCCCUCAGCUGCUUCGCUCUCUUUGAAAAUGGUCCUUGCCUCAUAGCAGAUGCAAACUUUGACGUUCUUAUGGUGAAGCUGAAAGGCUUCUUUCAGAAUGCUAAAGGGAACAAGAUAGAGAGCCGGGGAACCCGGUACCAGUACUGCGAUUUCUUGGUGAAGAUUGGCACUGUUACCAUGGGGCCCAGUGCCCGUGGUAUAUCUGUGGAGGUGGAAUACUGUCCGUGUGUGGUAGCCAACGACUGCUGGAACCUGUUAAUGGAGUUCAUGCAAAGCUUCAUGGGAAGUCACGCUCCCGGAAUCCCUUCUGUGUUUGGCAAUAAGCAUGACAGCAUCUACAGCUCAGCUGACACAAUGGUCCAGUACAUGGAACUCUUCAACAAGAUUCGCAAGCAGCAGCAGGUGUCUGUCGCAGGAAUCAGAUGAGGAAAGCUUCGUAAGGCCUUAUUUCACAGGAGCAAUCACUUUGCUGAAUAGUCGGUUGAAAUUGCAGUUCCAUCCCAGUAGUCCAGAUUGCAAUUGUUUCCCAUUCAAUCAAUGCAGUCUGUCUCCCUAAGAGAGGUAGAAUUAAUUCUGUCUCAUCUCAAACCUCCAGGGGUAUAUGCCUCUCUUAUAAUAAUGGCAUACUUUGCCUUAGACUGCUAUCUCAGAGAUCUUCCUCCCGCUCCUGAAGCAAGAUUCCUGCCCCUGAGUGGAAACUGGAGGAAAACAAUCAUCUUGAAGGAGCACAGGGUGAAACUGCAUAUAAAUAGGAGAUUGGGCUUUGGGGGUCCUUAAUUUCCUUGACUGGCUAUGAGUGAACAUGAAAUUUCUAUGAGUGUGAAAAUAUGUUAAUAUGGCUUUUAUUUAAGAAACUUUAAUUUUGCAUAUUAAUGCUGUAGAUGUUAUCUAAUGGCAAAUUUUAUCCUAUAAUUUGUGGAAGAUUUAUAUUUUGGGUUGAAAUGUAAUAUCUCAUUGAAGCAAGCAAGAUAAAUUAUCUGUUGGCCUAUCAGUGUUUAAGUUAUUGGCAUCUCACUAUCUUCAAAAAGCGUUUGAGAGGAGUAAAAUGUUUGGGCUUUAGGUUCAUUUCACUGAAGUCUUAGGGCUUAAUUCCUCUGCCUUCUUGACUAAUGUUUUCUGCUGGAACAGAUAAAAGCCCUGACAGUGCAAAACUUGUACAGAGCAAGAUUGCAGUCAAAAUCACUAAGGUAUCAUUAUCAUUUGAAGAUGAUAUCUAAAAAUGCAUACCUUGCAAGUUCUCAAAAAUAUUAAGAAUGAUGCUUAUUAAAGAAGCUAACAUUUUCACCUUA
This is a messenger RNA of Lacerta agilis (Sand lizard), 1808 nucleotides long. It is a transcript of the gene MED20, whose product is annotated as mediator complex subunit 20. Gene Ontology annotation, molecular function: transcription coactivator activity. The transcript has 4 exons. Gene Ontology annotation, cellular component: mediator complex. The record is from RefSeq and is a predicted model, not a curated record. Gene Ontology annotation, biological process: regulation of transcription by RNA polymerase II. Lineage: Eukaryota; Metazoa; Chordata; Lepidosauria; Squamata; Lacertidae. The coding region runs from base 16 to 945 and encodes 309 amino acids.